Messenger RNA from Pestalotiopsis fici W106-1, 705 nucleotides. RefSeq lists its product as uncharacterized. The record is from RefSeq and is a predicted model, not a curated record. Gene Ontology annotation, molecular function: DNA-binding transcription factor activity, RNA polymerase II-specific; RNA polymerase II cis-regulatory region sequence-specific DNA binding. The coding region runs from base 1 to 705 and encodes 234 amino acids. Gene Ontology annotation, cellular component: chromatin. NCBI's taxonomy places the organism in Eukaryota, Fungi, Ascomycota, Sordariomycetes, Amphisphaeriales, Sporocadaceae. The transcript has 3 exons. Gene Ontology annotation, biological process: regulation of transcription by RNA polymerase II.
AUGGCAUCGCAAGUCAUGACGGCCUCCACCUCGCGGCCACCCGUCGCGGCCGGAGUCGCGCAAAAGCGACGCAAGCCCUCGGGAGAAGUGUCGCACAUUUGUCCAUACUGUAACCGUUCAUUCAAACGCUCCGAACACAAAGAGCGUCAUGUUCGAACUCACACCAAGGAGAAGCCGUUUGUCUGCCACUGCGGUCAUGCCUUUGCUAGACGCGAUCUCCUCACCCGGCAUCAGCGCAUCAACACUCAUCACGACCCGAAACUUCAAACUGCGCAUGCCGCUAAACCGGAGCAAGGUGGGGUCAACCCGGCUGUUGACAAUGUAGUACAGCUCCAGACUCCAGUAUCGCCUCCGGACAUGGCCAACAAUCCCUGGGAUCAAUUCAUCCCCGCUCAAAGCAAUGAUGGUCCAUCAGACUAUGGAUGGACAACUUCACCUCAAACAGGCGGCGCCGGAGCGCCGGACGAGCAAUUCUUCAACCACCAAAUGCAGCAACACGGUCUGUAUUAUCCAGACUAUAGUCAAGGUCAGCCCAUGUCUGGGUAUACCGAUCCUCAGGGGUUCUAUGAUGAUCGCGGCACCGUGGCCUGGACCGGUGUGAACCCUUCGUACUUUCAGAACCAGGAUACUUCAGAAGUCGCAGACCCGCAGCUGCAGGAGCAGGAGAACCCUCAGCUGCAGAAAACUAUCAGCAUAAUCAUCUAA